Molecule: messenger RNA, 1794 nt
Organism: Calliphora vicina (urban bluebottle blowfly)
Lineage: Eukaryota; Metazoa; Arthropoda; Insecta; Diptera; Calliphoridae
Gene: xit
Product: ALG6/ALG8 family glucosyltransferase xit
Exons: 4
Coding region: 90-1766 (558 amino acids)
Biological process (GO): protein N-linked glycosylation
Cellular component (GO): endoplasmic reticulum membrane
Molecular function (GO): dolichyl pyrophosphate Glc1Man9GlcNAc2 alpha-1,3-glucosyltransferase activity
Source: RefSeq, a predicted model, not a curated record
CAAAAUUGUCAUCUCUAAAUAACAACACAUCAGUUUUUACCGGCAAAACUUUUUUAGUUUAGCUAAAAUUUUCUUUUAUUCCAUAAAAAAUGGAUAAUAACGACUCAAAGUUAUGGCCAUUAUUUAUAUUGACGAUCUGCGUCAAAAUGAUGCUAGUGCCGGCAUACCAUUCCACAGAUUUCGAGGUGCAUCGAAAUUGGUUGGCCAUUACUUUCAAUUUACCCUUAAAAGAAUGGUACUACGACGAAACUAGUCAAUGGACUUUGGAUUAUCCUCCCUUUUUUGCCUAUUUUGAAUGGCUGCUGGCCCAGGUGGCCAAAUAUGUGGAUCCCAAAAUGUUGCAACUCACUAACCUUAAUUAUGCCUCAGAGGAGUGUAAAUAUUUUCAAAGAAUAUCGGUUAUGGUAAUGGAUUUAGUGUUUUGCUUGGCGGUAAAGCGUUGCCUAAAAUCGUUGGCAGCGAUGGGCGUAAAAGUGCACAAACUCUCGGCUGAAGCUCUUUUGUUGUUUAAUGUGGGUUUGUUGUUUGUUGACCACAUACAUUUCCAGUAUAAUGGUUUUCUAUUCGGUUUGUUGUUGUUGAGCAUAAGUUAUAUGCUGGAGGACCGUUUCCUGAAGGGUACUUUUAUAUUUGCCUGCCUUUUGAAUUUUAAACACAUCUUUUUGUAUACGGCUCCUGCUUUUGGCAUUUAUUUGUUAAGAUACUAUUGUUUGGAGGCCGGUAAAAAUCCGAUAUUUUGUGUGUAUAAAUUACUGGCUGUGGGUUUGACUCCCUUUGUGUUAGCUUUUGCUCCAUUUUAUCAACAUCUACCACAAGUUUUAAGUCGUUUGUUUCCAUUUAAACGUGGCUUGACACAUGCCUAUUGGGCUCCCAAUUUUUGGGCUUUAUACAAUACAGCUGAUAAGGUUGCGGCAAAAGUUCUGAAAGUGGAGUCUUCAUCGUUUGCUUCAUCUACUUCUGGUUUAGUGCAAGAAUAUGAUCAUGAUGUUUUGCCUUCGGUGAGACCCUUGGCUACAUUUUUUCUAACUGUGCUCACAAUGUUGCCCAUACUAUGGAAAUUGUGGACUUUUGCUGUUAAAAGAGACGCUAAAAUCAACUUCCUUAGAUCUAUUGUCAUUUGUUCAGCUUGUUCGUUUAUAUUUGGCUGGCAUGUACAUGAAAAGGCCAUUCUAAUGUGCCUAAUACCACUGUGUUUGCUGUUCUUCGUCUCCCCCACAGAUGCCAAAUACUCCUUUAUGCUCAGUGCUGUGGGUUUAUUCUCUCUCUUCCCCCUACUCUUUCACUUUGAUUUGUUGAUCAUACGUUAUUCUUCAUAUCUGGCUUAUAUGGGUUACAUGUAUACACGUUAUCUAUACGUACACAAAGACUAUCCCGAUAUGAGUCUUUUGGAGGACUGCUAUAUACAUGGCCUAGUGAUUAUACCCAUAUAUGAGCAUCUGAUUGGUUGGCUAACGGGUUUAAAUGAAAAACUUCCCUUCUUACCAUUGCUCAUGUACUCAACGUAUUGUGCCGUUGGUGUUUUAUAUUCUUUCAUACGUUAUUAUAUAUAUGCAUUAGAACUUAAGGCUAUCUCUAACACUAAGACUACAACAUCUAAGACUAAAACUAAAAAGUUAAAAAAUAUUGAGACUUCCUCCUCUGCAACUGCAUGGCAACAUGUUAAGGCGACCUCUGAAACUGGGACUCUGUCACAGAGCGUAGUAAAGACAAAGGCGAAACCUGUGAACCAGCAGAAGUCGAAGCAGAAGCUGAAGAAGCAUAAAUAAAUGAAACUGUUGUGUUGUUACUCCUAAA